Messenger RNA from Eptesicus fuscus (big brown bat), 4741 nucleotides. RefSeq names its product MAF bZIP transcription factor G (gene MAFG). Gene Ontology annotation, molecular function: RNA polymerase II cis-regulatory region sequence-specific DNA binding; DNA-binding transcription factor activity, RNA polymerase II-specific. The coding region runs from base 1 to 750 and encodes 249 amino acids. NCBI's taxonomy places the organism in Eukaryota, Metazoa, Chordata, Mammalia, Chiroptera, Vespertilionidae. Gene Ontology annotation, cellular component: nucleus. The record is from RefSeq and is a predicted model, not a curated record. Gene Ontology annotation, biological process: regulation of transcription by RNA polymerase II; regulation of epidermal cell differentiation. The transcript is spliced from 3 exons.
AUGAAUGGAGCCCACGUGACCAAACAUCAUGUGACGUCUGUGGAGCGGCGGCGGCGGCGGCGGCGGCGGAUCCCGAGCCUGGUCCGGCCCGGCCUUCCCAGCGCGCUCGGCCCGGCCCGCGCAGGCGGCGAGCCCCCAUCCCGGGCGCGGAGCCCCCGCGCGGCCCCUCCCUACGCAGCCUCGGAACGCCCGCCGCCCCCCGCCCCGGCCUCGGCCCGCCCGGCCCGCAGUGUGAGUGCCUGCUUGCUGCGCCCCCGGGUUAUGACGACCCCCAAUAAAGGAAGCAAGGCCUUGAAGGUGAAGCGGGAGCCUGGUGAGAAUGGCACCAGCCUGACGGACGAGGAGCUGGUGACCAUGUCGGUGCGGGAGCUGAACCAGCACCUGCGAGGCCUGUCCAAGGAGGAGAUCGUGCAGCUGAAGCAGCGCCGGCGCACGCUCAAGAACCGGGGCUACGCCGCCAGCUGCCGCGUGAAGCGGGUGACGCAGAAGGAGGAGCUGGAGAAGCAGAAGGCGGAGCUGCAGCAGGAGGUGGAGAAGCUGGCCUCGGAGAACGCCAGCAUGAAGCUGGAGCUCGACGCGCUGCGCUCCAAGUACGAGGCCCUGCAGACCUUCGCCAGGACCGUGGCCCGCGGUCCCGUGGCGCCCGCUCGGGGCCCCCUGGCCGCCAGCCUGGGGCCCCUUGUCCCUGGCAAAGUGGCCGCCACCAGCGUCAUCACAAUAGUCAAGUCCAAGACGGACGCCCGGUCGUAGGGACGCACACUGGCCCAGGCGGGUCUGGGAGGGGCCGUUAGGCACGCGGCGCAUCCGGCAGCCCUGUCCCCUUCCUCCCCCCCCCCCCCCCCCGUCCUACCUCCUCCCUCCCCUGCGAAGCACAACCUGCACCCCAGGGGCGCCGGGCUGAGCCCCUCGAUCUCGUCGUCGUUAUCGUGUGUUUUGUACGUUGGGAUUGGUCAGUUCAGCGGUGACGUGGGUCGCCCCUGCCCCCUUUGUACCAAGGCCACGUGGCUUGGACCCAGAGCUGGCCCUUUGGGAACAGAGAGAGAGAGCGAGCGAGCUGUGGGACUCACGUGUCCCCGAGCAGGGAGGGCUCCAGGGUAGGAGGCUGCUCUCUGUCCCGAGUGGCCCCAGGCCCUGAAGGCUGCCCGGCUGGUAGGGGCUGGGCAGUUCACUCACCGAUGGACUCUGCUCCUCGGAGCAGGGUGUCCUGAGGGCCCUGGACAGGCGGGCCACCAGCCUGGGUGCCGGGCACAGGGCGCCGUGUGGCUGUGGGCCAGGGGCCUGGGCACACUUGCCUGACGCCUUGCACUGAACAAGACCAAAUCACUGGUUGUGAGCGUGCGUGAGGGUGUGUCCAGUGUCCUGCGAUGGUCCGUGUCGCUGUUUACAUGACCUAUUGGUGUGGUUACCUAGCCCUUUAUUUAAAAGAGAGAAGUUCCUUUUACGAAGUUAUUAAAUUAUAUGUUUAAAAGCUAAAGAAAAAAGCUGCAGAGUAUUUAUAAAACUGUCUUUUUACAAAAAAAAAACAAAAAAAAACAAGCAAGAACAUUUGACCCUAUAAAUGGAAAAGGGAAGAAAGUAUAAUAGAAACUUUGCUAGUUUAAAAAAAGAAAAAAAAAAAGCCCUUUCUUGUAAACUUACAGACAAGUCUUUGUGGCUGUUGAAGUUUAGUUUUUAUAUACACAGAGUUAUCAGAUGUUAUUUAUAAAACUUAGUUUAAAAAAGAAAAAAAAAAAACAAGCCGCGAGCGACCACAAGGCGCGUCCCGACGUCCUCUUUGCUGACUUUUGCAAUUGUACCGAAAGUGACUUACUCCGGCCCUCCGCUUCCGGCCGCGCGCCGUGUCGUCCGUCCGUGCCUGGUGAGGUCUUGUGCAGCGUCUGUGCUGGUGCUUCUGGUGACCUUUGACCUGUGGGUGUCACUUGUGUCUGUUUCCCUGUGUUUGUUUUUGGGUUUGGUUGUAUUUUGCUCUGGCUUGCUGGGCAAGGGCUGGGGUGCCGUGUGGGACCCGCUCCAGCAGUUUGGGAGGGUCUGUGCCCGCCAGCCCGGCCUCCCCGCCUGCCCCAGGCCUCUAGGAGGUCCCACCAGCCCUGCUGCCCUCGGCUUCGCAUGUGUGUGUCAGGUUUGGGCUGAUCCAGCCUCGGGGCCGGUGAGACUGGGAGUUAUUCCGGGGCCCCCACGCUGCUUCCAGGCCCCCACCUCUGGCCCUGGGUGGGGGCUUUGCAGAUCAAGGAGUCGCUGUCGGUGCCCACGGGGCCACGGCCACGCUGCCUGCCCCCCCGCCGUCUUCCCUCUGGUGUCCAGUCAGCCUGCUCGGCUCCGGCCGCGGACCCCAGCUUUGUUCCUCUCGGCUUCCCACGGGCCUCGGCUGGGGCCGCUCAAGGGCCCCCUUUUCCCAGAACUGUUUGUGUGCUGCGGAGCGGUGCUUCCUAGACAGAACCAGGUGGUUUGGGGGGCCCGCCUGGGGCGGCUCCUGCCUGCCUGAGGGCCUGGGGGUCUCCACCAGUGUCAGACAAGGGCUAGUCUCCAGGGCCAGGGCCUGUCCCUCCCCCCUGAACAUGCUGGCAGCUCUCGGCCUCAGGCCUUCUUCCGCCUCCUUUGGGGUCUGUGUCUUCCAGGAUCCGACGCUCGGCUGUGGAGGUGCUUCUCUGGUGCUGAGCCGCCUCCCCGUCCCGGCCACGCGGUGGAGGCAGCCAGUCUCCCAGAUUUGGCUUGGAGAGCUCCUUGUAGGCCCGUGACGGGCUGUCUGUGGUGUCUGCCCCCGAGGCUCGUGCCGUCUCUGUGGGCCUUGGCCUGUUCUUGGGGUUGCUGGUUGGCUGCUUUGGGGCCCCGAAUCCCGAAAGAGCACAGAAGUGCAACAGUGCGGCCUGGCAGGGCUUCACCUGGUGGCCAGCAGGUUCUCAUCCCAGAGUUGGACCCCAUGUGCCUGUGGGGUGGGAGCAGGGCUGCCAUCCCGGUGGGCUGCUCCGCGUCCCGGCUGCUCAGAGGCGGUCCUGGUUGUGCCGGCUCAGCCUGCCGUGGAGAUGGUGACAGUUGACGCCGGGCCGCUCAGUGGCCUCCUCUCCAGGCUGCCUCUGUCUGGUAGGGUCCAGGCGACAGGCGGUGGCGGUGGCGGUGGCGGUGGUGGCAUCGCAUUGUAACAGUCAGUCCCUAGAGAGAGGUCCUGCCCGUCCUGGGGUGGGAGGGACAGCAUCCAUGUCGAUGGACAGCUCCCACUCUGCCCUGGCCCGGAGCCGGUGUCUGUCUCUGCGCACAUCUGCCGGGCUGUGGACUGGAGGGUGGAGGGUGGAGGUGGGUGAGGAAGGUGAGAGGAGGGGUUGAGAGUGGGUGGUGCUGAGCAGAAAUUGCAGGUCAUGGGUUUGGUUUGCAGAAGCUUCUGGAGUUGGUGAGGCCAUGUCCCUGGCAGGGUUUUGGGUUUGAAGCAGCUGCCCCUUGGGUCUGGGGGAGCAUCCAGUUCUUGUCAAGCCAGCCCUGCGGGGGCCCCUCCACUCUCUCCCCGCUUCCCCUCGGUUUCUUCACAGUAGGUUCUGUGUCCACAUGUGACUGGCGUGUCUCUGGUCCUUGUUAGUUUCUCCCACUGAGUGUGUUGUGUUCCCUCUUUCUCUCCUCUGCUUUUCUGACACAGUGAAUCGAGGGCUUUGGCCAGAGCCAAGAAUCCCAAACGUGUCCACUAAGUAAACCAUGCUGUGCUCCUGCCCUCCCCCGACUCCUCCCUCACCCCAACAUGGACGCUCAGAUUUCAGAGCAGAACCUGUGGGCACGGGUCAGCUCCCGCCCAGGCCUGGCUGCUGCUCCAGCCGGCACUGCCCUUUGUACGGUGGGAAGACACGGCUGCUCCGCGGGUGGCAGCUACGAGCGCCGGUUCCUGACGGGGCUGCGGCAGCAGCCUCCGCGGCCGUGCCCGGCCCACAGCUCAGGCUGCCGGAGCUCCAGGACAGGUGGUCAAGCCCAUCUGGUCUCGGCGGCCUCCAGCUCCGAGGUGGCCUGUUGGUCAGAGCUCCCCUCCACAGCGGGGCAGCCUGAACCACAGCCUCCAGCACCAUUUCCGCCCUGGGAUCUUGUAAGUUACUUUUUUGGGCUGUGGUUUAGUGAAAGGAACCAACACAUUAACGAUUUUUUCCCCUCAGAAGCCACGGAAUAAUUCUUUUUGGCGCGUUUUUGCCUUCCUGUUGGCUGUCUGGUUUGGGAACAGAUGGGGAGACGGGUGUGCCCGUGGGACAGAGGGCCUGGCCUGUGUCCUGGGCAUGUGCUGUCCCUGUCGGCCGGUGGCACACAGUGGCACCGCCCUGGAGCAGCAGCCUUGGUACGCGGGUGUCCCCCGCGAGCUGGGGAGCAGCCCUGCCAGCAGCCUCGGCCCCAGCCCCUCCCUUCCCACCCCCUCGCUCUGCGAGUCCCGGAAGCCUUUAACCAAACGGGAGCGGGUGCAGAGCCUCCUCCUGGAUCUUAGGGCAACAGGACAAGGGCUGCCCGGUGGGUCCCGCGCUCCCGGCGCCCGCCGAAAGGGUGGGUCCUCGAUCACACCUGCCCGCCCUGCGGAGGCCUGCAGCCGGGAGGAGGGGGUGCAGGUGGGGGCCUCGGGGGCGGCCUGCCCGCACCCCGCCCCGCGCAGUAUUUAUUGCUAAGUUAUUGUCCAGGGGGGCGGCGCGGGCCGGGCCCAGGUAUUUAUUGCUGUACAUAGUGUAUGUUUGUGAUAUAUAAGGUUUUCUUUAUUUUGUAUAUGACCAAUAAACACCUUUUAAAAAGA